AUGGAUGCACAUGAUAGGAGUUAUAAAGAUUGGCGUAUUCGUGCAUUCCUACAGUUUCAAUUAUUAUCUGAUUUUUGUCAAUUAGCUGACGAGACAAUCAAUGAUGCUGUGAAACGCUAUCUUUCUCAAUUAUUUAUUGCUUCUUUUGUAAUAAACGAAGACGAUUUCGACAAACAAUUAAAUUCCAGCCUUGAACAUUUUUAUCAAUCAACAAUUCAUAGUUUUGAUUUGAUAACAAAUACUUUACAACUUCUUAUGCAGAUUGAUCAGCUGUAUACAGGAGUAGACCGGGGAGGUCAAUCUAGUACGGACACCAAUCUAAUCGAAGAUGUUGUACAAAAUAAAACAAAUACAACUAAACUAGUAAAGCUGAAAUUUAUUUUAAACGAAAUCGAAGAAAUCAACUCAUCAAUGACUAGAUGUGUUUGUGCAACUGAUCCUUAUUGUAAAGUUCCAGCUGUUAUUUACGAUUCUCUUAAUGCGCCUUGGACUGUCAAUAAUUAUAAUUUAACUUUUAGUGUAUCAGGUUGGAUUCGAGGAUGUCUUACUAUCGAUUCUCUUCUUCAUUCAACACUUCAAUGUUUAUAUGUAGAUUCAGAUUGUUUUCCAUUCUUAUUGAGUUAUACUACAAAGAUGGUUCAUUUACUGGGUCGUAAUCAAUCAUCGCUUGUAAUUCAUCCAAUGGUUUAUAAUCCGACAAUGAGCCAUUUUGUUCCAAAUACACCUGUUUCAACUAUGUUUAGGGAAAUGAUGAUCGAACACUGGAAUCGAUCAUCAUCGUAUCAAUCAUUUUAUAAAUCAUGUGCACCAAUUUAUUGUACUUAUUCAAAAAAAAUUCGUACAGAAAAUUUUGGUGGAGUGGUAAUAAAAUUAAUAGCAACAAUUGGUGGCAUUGUGGCUUUAUUACGAAUGGUGACACCUUAUCUUGUUAAAUUUAUUGCUCAAUUACCAACAAUAUGUAAGAAAAAGAAACAACAUCAACCAAGAGAACGAGUUCAACGUAGUUGUAUCGAUCGAAUGAGAAUCAUGAUACGAAAUCUGAUUAAGCUUUUGUCAACAACUUUAAUUGAAUUAAAUAUAUUUUCAACACGUGAUUUUGGAAGUAAUACUGAUCAAAUAACAGCUAAACGUUAUGGUCGAUGGGCGACUCGUCUUUAUAUUGUUUUAUUUCUUAGCUGUCUGAUUAUCCUUAUCUUUUAUACAAGUAUUCAACCACAUAGUUUAACAAAAACAUUUGAUCAACCAUCUUUUAUUCGUUAUACACAUUUAAAAAAAACUUAUGGAAAUAAAUUAAAAUGUUCAUGCUCAAAAAUAGCAUCAACAUAUGAUCAAUUUGUUGAAAUUAAACCAGAAUUUCAUUCGAUUUGUUCAAGUGAAUUCAUUUCCGAAGACUGGCGAAUCGGUAUAGCAAAUGGUCUUGUUUCUAAUUUAUCUAUUUAUUCACAAAAAGAUUAUCGUCGAUUUAUUUCUGCUCAUAUACAAUAUCUUCAAGGAUUAUGUCGUCUUUCUCAACAAUCAGUCAAUAAUGCUGUUAAUGAAUCGCUAACAUCAUUAUUAGUCACUAUUGAACUUCUCUCUGAACAAAAUUUGUAUGAUUAUGUUAAUAAUUCAAUUGAGCAAAGCAAAUCAAAUGCUCCUAUUCUAUUCUCUCGUCUUCUCUUCAUCACUCGAACUGUUAAUCAUGGAAAUGCUUUCAUAUCAACAUAUGGCUCAAAUUUCGAAUAUACUUCUUUGUUGACUGAAGAUAUGAUUAGUUAUGCAUAUACUGAAGGUAUGAUUUAUGAUAAUGAAUGCUCAUGUGGAUUGUAUUCAAACUGUACAACUCAAGCGACUUUUGUCGAUGAAAAUUCCUUAGAGAUGGUACCAGUGAAAGGAUUAAAAAUGGGAUGUACACCAAGUGAAUCAUGUCGUUUAUCAACUCUCGAGUGUUUUUAUGAUCAAUCAUGUCUUAAUCUUAUUCAAAAGUAUACAAAUUAUCAUAAUUCUUCAAUUCCUCUUUCAACCAACUCCAGUCGUUUUCCAGAGAAUACAAAAAUUGAUGAAUUGAUUAAAAAUUUAUUUAAUGAACAAUGGUUCAAUCAAUCCAACUAUUCAUCUUAUUAUGAACAAUGUUCUCCUUUGUUAUGUUCAUAUACUAAUAUUGAAAGAUUUAAUAUAUUAUAUACGAUUACUCUUUUUCUUGGUCUUCAAGGUGGUUUAGCAAUCGUUCUUAAAUGGAUUUGUCCAAAACUAGUUCGAAUUGUAUCAACAAUCAAUCGUUAUCGAAAAAGACAAAGAACAUCAAUUCAUCCUGACAAUUCUCUUGAAAUAUCAUUUGAUAGUUCUGUUAUUCAUAACACAACUUUAAAUGUUGAAAUUACAACAACCGAUAACAUAACAUCUGAAAGAAUCAUUAUUUCACCAAUUCGGCGUUGUUCUAGUAUAAUUUCGAUAAUUGUAUUACUAAUAUUUUUGAUCGUCGGUGUUAUUAUUUUUUCGAUUUAUUAUGCUCAACAUGUUUCGGCACCGAAUGUAACAAUGGGUGAUAGUUUGAAUACAACAGCAAGUACGGUGAUAUUAACAUCUUCGACUAUACCAGAACCAUUUUGUCAACUGGAAUUUGAAUUGAUAUCAGUCAAUAUGUCUUGUGAUGAAAAUUAUUUAUUCAACGUUUUCAGCGUUGUUGCAGAUUUUAAUAAUGAUAAUCAAGUUGAUCUGAUAUACAUUUGUGACUUUUAUUCCACUCACAAGAUGACUUUAUUAUUUGCCAUUGGUAACGGAAAAUUUCAAGAACCAAUUAUAUUCUCAUUUAAAAGUUUCAAUGAAUUAAAACAUGUCCAUGUUGCUGAUUUUAACAAUGACAAUCGAUCUGAUUUAAUUUUGAUGCACGCGAGUGGAGAGAAUUUUUGGACUAGUGACAAUCAUGUUUUUACUAUUUUACUUGGAAUUGAAAAUGGAACAUUUCAAACGCAAAACAUGUUGUCUCGGGUAAUGCCUCAAAGGCUGCAACAAAUUAGUGUGAUUGAUCUCAACAAUGAUAAGAAAGUAGAUAUCGUUAUGAUUCUUUACAAGGAUUAUAAUGUUUAUGUGAUGUUUGGAAAGGGAAACGCAACUUUUUCAUCAGAAUUUCCCUUAUUUGUAAGGAUAAACUGUGAUCUAAGAGAAUUAGUUGUUGGUGAUGUUAAUAAUGAUAGUUAUUUCGAUAUAGUCGUGUAUGAUCAUAGCUCUUUACAUAUUUAUGUAUUUUUUGGACAAUCUAAUGGAACAUUUCAAUCACCGAAAUGGUUUUUUACUACAAUUGAUGCUAAAAAAUCUAAAAUAGUUAUUGGUGAUUUUGAUAAUGAUGAUCAAUCUGAUAUUGGUUUUAUUUACACGAAUUGGAAGGAUCUUGUUUAUAUGAUAUAUCAAUAUAACAAUAAUAGUUUUAGUGUUAAUGAGAAAGUGAAAACUAUUAUAGAACCUGGUCAAAACUUGCAUUCAGCUUUUGUAGGUGAUAUUAACGGUGAUAAUCAUUUGGACAUUAUUAUUAAUUUGAUUGAUCCAUGUGGAAUCUAUGCAUUACUUGGAUAUGGAAAUGAAAAGUUCUCUAUACAAACCAUUUAUUCAAAUGAAUCUCUAUAUGGUUACACAUGGCUUAGUCUUACUGAUUUCAAUAAUGAUAAUUAUCAAGAUAUAAUUGGUGUGGACUCACGCUCUAAACUCAUAAAUAUUUUCUUAAGCAAGCGCCAAUGUUUAGCAACCUAA
This is a messenger RNA of Adineta steineri, 3723 nucleotides long. The record is from the annotation of a GenBank genome assembly. NCBI's taxonomy places the organism in Eukaryota, Metazoa, Rotifera, Eurotatoria, Adinetida, Adinetidae.